This is a messenger RNA of Capronia epimyces CBS 606.96, 2781 nucleotides long. RefSeq lists its product as uncharacterized. The record is from RefSeq and is a predicted model, not a curated record. Lineage: Eukaryota; Fungi; Ascomycota; Eurotiomycetes; Chaetothyriales; Herpotrichiellaceae. The transcript has a single exon. Bases 1 to 2781 code for a protein of 926 amino acids.
AUGGGGAGGACCAUUGAAUAUACGAUCGUGGGACCGCCCAAAUUUCCCGGUGCAGAGUCGCCCGCCUCGAUCUCGAAAGCUCUGCCCUAUCGAAAGGAUUCGAAAGGUGCCUCGCCCAAUCUACGAUCUCUCUAUUGUAUUUCAGCCCAAAGUCCUCCAGACCCAGAGUUCCAAAAACACUCGGCUGGCACCGUAUCCACGGUCCUUCCUACAUCUCCACAGCUGCCUCCUACGCCGCCCGGAGCGAGCAAUGGGGAUAUUCCGCAUGCUGUCAACGAGAGUAUCUCGGAUACGGCUCUGUUCAGAUCAACCUUGGUUACUCCCAUAAAUCAAAACAGCCCGCCUACGCCUGAUAAUACUCCUCCUCGAGAAAGGAACACGCCUUUGGUGCGUCCUUUUUUGGGCACGCAACCAUCGAUCACUUCGACUGGGGCCGAGUCCUUCAGAACGGCCCGUGAAGACAUAGAGUCCGACCAUGAUUCCGACACAUAUUCACGAAACCCCGAAAGUAGAUCUCAGCAUCCACCCACACCAGGCUCCAACUCUGGUCUGACCGAGCAUCGGUUGAGGCGGAGUGGCUUACCCCGAUCGCCGUUGAUCAAUGCUUAUGAUGACAAGGCUGCGUCAGUUAGCCUGUUGCCAGACCAGUUUGACCAUCAACAGUCCGCAGAAACAGACGACUCCAAAGCAGCUCUGAUGGUGAACGGAAAUGACACUGCCAGAUUUCACGCAAGUCCUCAGCCCUUAAGUCAUGCAUCUACACCGACUGGUGAGGCCCAACAGGAGACAGCUCCGCCACACCAUGAUGCAAGUCCGGGCGAGAUCCCAGUCAAAAGCGAAAUCACAGCUCGACCUGGGGCAAACGCAGCUUCACACAGCCUAAGGCGAGACCAAAGUCUUCGAUACAGACUUCUCGAGGCACAGCGGCAAGACCUUUCUGCGUCGACUGAAAAAUUUGCCAACAUUAUUGGCUGGAAUAAUUCCGUCUCAAUUGAGGGUGACGCGCCAGAGAACCCUGAGAUUACCCGGGAGGAAAAUCGGCGACUCUCCGCAGUUUCGGCUACAUCUACCAUCGGAGCAUUUGUUAUCGAGCAGAAUCGACUUCCGAGGAGGACAACAACACUCCGUCAUGUGAACAAGCAUGAAUCAUUACGGGCUGUUAGUUCACCGCUACCCGCUUCACACCGAACUUCCAUGAUUUCGAACCCGGACUCUCCGCGGCGCCUCGUACACAAGAAGGCGAGGCUGAGCAAUCAAGAUCGGUGGAGUUUUGGGUCUGCGGUUUCGAGGUCGUAUAGUCUAGCCUCCAGCGCAGCUCUCCCCAAGACCGAGGUUAUACGGGUAGCAGUUAUCCCUGAAAGAAGGUCGUCCUUGCCAUCAUCUCACAAUAGCAGUCACAGGCAGUCGCUUGAGACCGGAUCCGGACAAUCUCACUCGCGCAGAACUUCUGACAACCCUCCAUCUUCUUGGCAACACAAGAGGGCAUUCUCUGAGUCUCUCGAGCGUGGAAGGGGACUGGGCCUGGAGCCUUCAAUCCCCGCUCGGAGUUCAUCCCUCUCCGCACCCACGUCAAAAACUACCUCCCGAGCGAAUUCAAUCACGUCUGAUAACCUGCGUGUGCAACGACAGCAAGCCGAGAAGGAUCUGCGCAAAACAUUGGAUAGAAUGGAAUCUGAACGUCUGGUGCAAAAUUUGCGCGAUUGGGAUCUGGAUGACCCGUCUCACGUUUCAAAUGCAGCGAAGAGAACUACAUUGGCCCGUGGAUCGUUUGGAGCGACAGCAGACCGACGGGCUUCCUUGCCAGGUCCCCUUUUGGGCACCCCUGACCACGAUGGAAAGGCGCUAGGCCUGGCCAUCCCAGGCACCGGAGAGUGGGCUGCUCUCCGACCCUCACUUUUGGAAACACCCUUUUCGCUACCGUCGUUCCAAUCGGCAUCACCUGAGAUUAAUGAAGCAAAGGCCAUAAACUUCUUCCCUCACAACAAUCAUUCUCUCCAGUUGAUAGAGCCAUUUUCUGUGCAGGAGUCAAAAGCUGUGCGAGAGGUACAAAGACAAAAUAUGCAUGCAAAAGAGGUGGAGUCGCCUCUGCGAAACCCACGACGCCCUCCUAAGCCACCACAGUUCAAGGUAAUCCCACCUACCCCGGGCGAUGAGCAUGACAAAGAACUUGCGCUCGAUGGGCCGCAGACCAUCAACCGACUCGGAUCUUCGAGGCGUCGGGUAAAGACCCAUCGGCGCUCGGAGUCGUUCGUUGGCUCUUUGUCUCGUAAUUUAAGCCUCAAGAAUGCUCACAAUCGGAAAGCCGAUCAAGAGCUUGAUGGCAAACUGCAUCCAUUUUGGCGUCCUCGUGCCUUCUGGGACGACAUUGACUUUGCUCAGGCCGAAUUGGAACAGGACCGACCUGUCGGCCGAGGCAUUGUAAACAAUUCUCUCGGUCUGUCCCAGGAUCGCACUGUGUUCACGGGCCCUUUUGCACUGGUCAGGAGGAUAUCUGAACGUCGACAGCAGAAGCGAGGCAUCGUCAACAAAUCAAGCCAUAGCAGCCUCGCGAAGCUACGGGCCACCCGCCGGCUUCAUAAGUCGCAUGGGUUUGGAUUCCGGUUCCAUUUGAUCGGAAUGAAAGAAAUCCAGGACCGUCUGUUACGAGCCAAAGAACGACGGGAGGAGGAAAAACGAGAAAAGAGGAGGGCGGAGUUGAGGCGAAGCAUCGGGCCCAAUGUCAUUUCACGGGGGGACUCCCGCUUUCCAGCAAGCAACACGAGUCUGUCGAGAACGUCCUGA